Messenger RNA from Cajanus cajan (pigeon pea), 904 nucleotides. RefSeq names its product Putative membrane lipoprotein. The record is from RefSeq and is a predicted model, not a curated record. Lineage: Eukaryota; Viridiplantae; Streptophyta; Magnoliopsida; Fabales; Fabaceae.
ACCAACAAGUGCAUCAUUAUCAUAAUAUCAUUGCACAAUACCCACUUCCAUCUCCUAGUGAUUUAUAUCGAGCUCUAACUCUAACCAACUCAACUCAACUCAAACCAAACCAACAACAACAACAAGGUUCAAUAUGGAGAUGAAGAGAAGAGAGUGUGAGAGAGAAACCAAGGAGGAAGAGCACAUACACAACAUGGAGGAUAGCAUGCACACUAUAGUGUUCACAGCAGGUACAUUUCUUCUAAUGGUGUGUCUAAAGCACUUUCUAGUUGAGCAAUGGCGUGCUUGGGUGUUCCUCAUCCUCAAUGUCAUUUUGUUAGCCAUUCUAUUCAUGUCUAUGAGGCCAAGUGAAAGUAGUGUUGAAGAAGUGAAGAGUGAAAAUAAAGAGAAAAAAAGGCCUAGUGGGGGGUCUCAAGAAAAUGAAGAAGGAAAAGAAUGCUACAUGAAACAAUGUUGUAGCACUAGUAGCAAAAAUUAUGUUCAUGUUGAGAAUGAAAUAAUAGAAGAGAAUGAUAAUCAUGAUGAGGAUGAAGAUGAAGAUGAAGAGGAGGAGCAUGUUCAAGUGCUGUCCAAGGAGGAGUUGAAUGAGAGGGUGGAAGCUUUCAUUACCAUGUUUAGACAACACUUGAUUUCAGAUGUCAAACAAGCUGAAAAUUUUAGGCUACACAAGAUUGAAGUGUCUUGCUGUUGAGGCUUGUGUUAUGAAAACAGCUACAAAUUUUGUUUUAUAUAUUAUUACCAUUAUUUUUUUUUAUUUCUUCUUCUAAAUGAUUAAGGGUGUCCUUUGCUGCUAUAUUGUUUGGAUUGAUCCAAUUUUCUGGGCUCUUGUUUAUCUUGGUUCCUCUUAAAUUUUUGCUGAUAAUCUCACCGGUGCUGAAAAUUGUUCACUUACAACAUAUACUUU